Molecule: messenger RNA, 547 nt
Organism: Saccostrea cuccullata (small rock oyster)
Lineage: Eukaryota; Metazoa; Mollusca; Bivalvia; Ostreida; Ostreidae
Product: myoferlin-like
Exons: 6
Coding region: 41-547 (168 amino acids)
Biological process (GO): membrane fusion; plasma membrane organization
Source: RefSeq, a predicted model, not a curated record
ACUUGUGAAUGGGGCCCGCAGUGGGGAGCAUGUGAUUGAGAUGCCGACGGAAGAAAAGAAGAAAGAGACAGGAAAGGCAAUUCUUGUUAAAGCCAGAUCCAAACUGGACAGUGCUCUACAGCGUAUAAAGCCUGACCCUGUGGUAGAGGAGGAGAUAGAUUGGUGGUCCAAGUACUACGCCUCCACGGGACAGACCCACAAGUGUAAGAAGUACGUGGAGAAAGGCCACGAUAAAAUCGAGGUUUAUCAAACUGCGCUGGAGGACGUAGAUUUUACCAAAGGAUUUACUGAUCUCUGCUCCACUUUCGAGUUACAAAGAGGGAAGGACGAUGAUGAAGAUGAAUCAAGUAUUGUGGGAGAGUUCAAGGGAGGAUUCAGAGUGUACCCCUUGCCCUCUGACCCUAAUGAGGAGAUGCCCUCCAAGGUCUUUGUAAAUUUACCAAGCGCAGACCCAGAAGAGUGUAUCAUCAGAGUCUAUGUUAUCUGUGGCAUUGACCUACAGCCCAGUGAUACUAGUGGACUGGCUGACCCAUAUGUAGAGAUCUGA